Molecule: messenger RNA, 8446 nt
Organism: Tympanuchus pallidicinctus (lesser prairie-chicken)
Lineage: Eukaryota; Metazoa; Chordata; Aves; Galliformes; Phasianidae
Gene: BEND3
Product: BEN domain containing 3
Exons: 4
Coding region: 1397-3907 (836 amino acids)
Biological process (GO): rDNA heterochromatin formation
Cellular component (GO): heterochromatin
Molecular function (GO): DNA binding
Source: RefSeq, a predicted model, not a curated record
UCUCUUAAUAUUGUCCUUUUUGUGGUUUUUAAACUUGCGAUACGUGCAGUUGUGGUUGUAGCGCGUUCAUGUUGUUGGAAUACUGUUUUUGAGUACUGGGCACCAAUAAUAAAUUGUAUUCCGAAUCUCCAUUCUGGGGUCACCGGCAGCACCCUGCUGUCACCAAAUUGCUGGAAUAGAAAACAUCUGCUUCAAGUACGCUCCCAGAUUCCCCGUUUGCAUUUUGCUCGUUUGGAUAACAGAUGUAAGAGUCCUGUUUCAUAGGAGCCUGUUGGGAUACUGCUCCAGCAUCCAGGGGGUUGAGCUGUGUGAUCCCCAGAGGGCCCUUCCCACCCCCACGGCCCUGUAAUUCUGUGAAAUAAUAAGCAUUUUCAGUUCACGUGGCUUUGGGCAUUGGAGUUGUUUCUUGAACCUGCUGCUCGAGUGACUUCCCGUGCUUUUCCACAAUUCUCUUGAGAAAAAUGCAGUAAUUUAUAAGGAAAACGGACUGAACGUAUGCAAAGUGCAGCUCAGAGUGAGAAAUUCAGAGUCCUUUAUCUGUCUUUCUUUCUGCUUUCUGUCUGUGAUGGUGGUUUUAGAUGUAACUUUUAACAUGAUUAAUGCAGAUGUUUGAGGUAGCGGUGUGUACUGGCAGCGAGCUGCAGCUAUUUGCUUAUUCUCCAUAACAUGCAAAUGAGUGUGGUGAUGAGGUUUUCAAUAACAAGAGAAUACUUAAAGAGGAAAUUAAAAUAUUAAUGAAAAUGCCAAAAAGCCUGGAGUAAAAUACUUGUGUUGUUGUGUUGUUUGAAAAGGUGUUGAGAAAUUUCUGUCUUGUUUAAACUCAAAUUGCUGACCUGUUGAACAGAAACCAAGCGCUGAAAAAUUUUUGGAGUGGUGUUUCCAUGUAAUUCUGUUAAACUGAGUUUGAAUGGUGUUGUUUUGUUUGUUUGUUUUAUAAACUGGAAGAAUAAAAUGCACGCCAAGAAUAGUUGUAGCACAUAGACACUUUCACAUUGAACCCAGUGCUGCAGGCAGGAAGAGAAAGACCUGAAUGACGUGGCCAAAGCCAGAGGUCUGUAGGGUUGCUCCAGCAGAAGAGCUGCCCAGCAGUUGCUUGGUGAGCAAUGUGCCUGAGUGGGAGGCAGCUGCUGGGUCACCUGAACAAGAGGUGAGGCUUCCUUGUCCUCUCAGAGAGCUACUCUAACCUCAUCCUUCUGAGACAUUACAAAGGACUGUGUGUUCACCGUUACCGGGGUAGUUAGAACCACAAUGAGCUGGAUGGAACUGCAUCCAGCCAGCUGCUUCCUAGCUUGCGGAACUUCUCCGAGGGAGGAUCAGAACAGCCCCGAUUGGAAAGGAUCUCAGAAGUUCAGCAGGCCCAGCCUUCCUUGGAAAAGGGAGCCUAGUGAAAUAGAAGAUGAACUCAGCUGAAAUCACUGAUGACGAUGAAGUAAAAAUUCCUAAAAAAAAUAUUGUGAAAGUAGAAACAGAAAAUGAAGAUGAAGCUCUAGACUGCUCGGUAACAUCCAGAUCUUCUGAGAAACACUCAGUGGAUGGCGCAGUUACUUGCCUACAGGAUUCCAACAAACGGAAACAGACCUCACUUGGUUGUGAUGGUUCAGGGAGCCAGCAAGAUGUCUUACCCAGUGUGAAGAAAAGACGCUUUACACAAGAGGGCUCCAAUUCAAACAUGAAGAACAGAGACACUGGCUCACCCACUCAGGUAAAUGCAGAGCAGCCAAGCAAGAACAAGAAUCCUAAUAUAACGUGGCUCUGUGAGGAAGAACCCUUCAGCGACGUAACCACUUCAUCUUACAAGAAACCCCUGUAUGGCAUCUCACACAAAAUUACAGAGAAAAAGAAUGCACCGGGAGCAGAGCAGUUUGCCUCUUAUGACUUGUAUGAAAAAAUCAGCCCCAGCAGUCCCUCGCAUCUUCGGACUUUGAAUGACCAGCGCAAAAGGGACUCUGCUGCAGCCCUCGCUGCAGCGGCUGUUGCUGUCGAGUCUGACCCAAAUAUAUAUUCUUUGAUACAGAAAAUGUUCUUCACACUUAACACUCUCAGUUCCAAUAUGACCCAGCUUCACAAUAAGGUUGACCUUCUGUCUCUGGAGGUGAGCAGAAUCAAAAAGCAAGUCAGUCCAGUGGAGUGUGUGGCAGAUUUCAAGCCUCCCCCUGAGUACACGCUGACUUCUGCUGAGCUCAAACAGCUCAUGGAUCAAAGCACAUCAGGUGGAGACCUUGCCUGUCGCUUACUGGUACAACUCUUCCCAGAGCUCUUCAGCGACGACGAGUUCAACAGGAGCUGCAGUGCCUGUGGCUUUCCUAACAAGAGGAAGCUGGAGUCUCUCCAUCUGCAGCUUAUCCGUAGCUAUGUGGAAGUCUGUUAUCCUUCUGUGAAGAGUACAGCUGUGUGGCAGGUGGAGUGUUUGCCUCAACUGAAUGAUUUUUUCAAUAGAUUUUGGGCUCAAAGGGAAUUGGAAAACAACCCACAGAAUGUGCAGUCCUCCAGUUUUUACGAGACUGAACAGGUGGAUUCCUCUCAUUUUCUUGAGGAUAAAGAGCAAGAAGAAGCUUUGUCCUUGGACAGGAGUAAUGCCAUUGCCUCAGACUACAUUCUAGAUGCUCAGGAUCUCAAUGAAUUUUUAGAUGAAGCUUCUUCUCCGGGGGAAUUUUGUGUUUUUUUGUUACAUAGACUGUUCCCAGAACUCUUUGACCACAGAAAAUUAGCCGAAAGGUACAGCUGCUAUGGGGACUCUGGGAAGCAACUGCUUGAUCCUCAUCGGCUUCAGAUAAUCCGUAGGUACACUGAAAUUUACUUUCCAGAUGUACAAGAAGAGGAAGCUUGGUUGCAGCAAUGCGUUCAGCGAAUAAAUGAAGAACUUGAAAAUGUAUAUAUGGAUGGAAGUGAAUGUGAUCAGCUGAGAGAUGACUGUUACGACUCUUCCAGUUUACCGGAUGACGUAUCGAUCAUAAAAGUGGAAGACAGCUUUGAAUAUGAAAAACCAGGUAGACGCUCAAAAAAAAUAUGGCUUGUGCCCAUUGACUUUGACAAACUUGACUUUCCCCCUCCUGAUUUUGAUGUCCCUGUUCCCGAUUACCUAUUGAACAAAGAACAGAUUAAAAACAUCUACGAAAGCAGUCUUUCCAUAGGCAACUUUGCUUCUCGGCUGCUUGUUCUCUUGUUUCCUGAGCUGUUUACUCAUGAAAACUUACGGAAGCAAUACAACUGUAGUGGGUCUUUGGGGAAGAAGCAGCUUGAUCCCACUAGAAUUAAAUUAAUUCGGCAUUACGUGCAGAUACUGUACCCAAGGGCAAAGAAUGACAGAGUGUGGAUGCUGGAGUUUGUUGGGAAGCUCGAUGAGAGGUGUCGGCGAAGGGACACAGAGCAACGGCGCUCGUACCAGCAGCAGCGGAAGGUCCACAUGCCAGGGCCCGAGAGGAGGGAGUUCCUCAGCUAUGCAAUAAACCCCGAAAGGUUUCGAGAGGAGUUUGAAGGGCCGCCACUGCCCCCCGAAAGGAGCAGCAAGGAUUUUUGCAAGAUACCACUUGAUGAACUCGUUAUUCCUAACCCAGACUUCCCUGUGCCUUCUCCGUAUUUGCUGACUGAUAAGGAGGUAAGAGAGAUCGUACAGCAGAGCCUUUCUGUUGGAAACUUCGCCGCCAGGCUUCUCGUAAGACUCUUCCCAGAACUCUUUACUCCCGAAAAUCUCAGACUGCAAUACAACCAUUCAGGUGCUUGUAACAAAAAACAGCUGGACCCUAUCAGACUGAGGCUGAUCCGCCAUUACGUGGAAGCAGUUUACCCCGUGGAGAAAAUGGAAGAAGUAUGGCAUUAUGAAUGUAUACCGAGCAUUGAUGAAAGAUGCCGGCGUCCUAACAGAAAAAAGUGUGACAUACUGAAAAAAGCAAAGAAAGCAAAGAAGUGAGGGGCUCUUUGAAUUCCGAAGACUUUGACCACUAAAUUAUUGUCAGGAUUAUGCUUUGUUUUAGGCUGAAGGGCCCGUCAGGCUGGGGCUGCUCAGCAUCUGGGAGAACUAGGCACUAAGUUUGUUGCAUUUUAACGUGUGUGUUGCAUCUAUGUGGGUACUGCAGCAGUGGGAAGUGGCUUACUAGGUUUGUACAUGGGAAAAGAUCCUACGUCGUUGGUGACAGAGCUCAUAAUGACUCAUUAAGAGCAUGGCUUUCACUGGUGCAAGUACAUGUAUUGAAACUCUACUAUGCCAUUCCCCAUUUCUGCUUCCCCCUUUUUUAACACUUUUUAAUAAUAAAGUUGGUUUUUUUUAAAUGUGGUGUUUGUCAGGGGCAGUAUUUCAUUUCACCCUUAUACACAAUUAUGUUGGUUCAUUUGGAGUUUGAAAUUUAAACUUCAUCGAAAUCUACAAAACUAAUGCUUUUUGAAAGUGCCAUAUUCAUUGAAAUCACUGGAAUGUCUGACUUUGCUUCUAAGUAAAUCACAGCUUUAAUGUGUUUUGUUCUUAUUGAUACUGAGAUACUGAAAAUAGUAAUGCCACGUCCAAGAAUGGGUCAGAGCGGUGUGAUUUCCGUUUUUGACUGUUACUCAUGUUGUGUUUCUAAAAAUUCUAAGAAUUGAAGUAUUGAAGAGUUGAGACGUGAGCAUAGACACAGUGUGAAUGUUUCUUUACGUUGGCACGCCAAGCUUGAUCAUGCCCCUGUGAGUUUUCUUUUUUGCUCAGUGUCGCGGUUGGCGUGACUGAAGGUAGCUUGUGAGAGCAGAGCCAGCAGCACAGACCCAAGCCAGCACCUGUGGAAUGUAUUGCCAUUGCCUGCCUGCCUGCUUGCCUCUCUGUAAAACAAGAGUAACUAGAUAAGCAACAAGGACUUUAAAAACUUUUAGAUCUUACUGUAUCAAAAUGAUGAUUCCAAAGGUUUCCACUAUUAAGAUCAAAUUGCAUAAAUAAAAGGUACCCGCAAAGAUUAGUUUUGGGAUGGAAGGAAGUGCUACAGGGUCCCCGUGAAUGAGCUGUUUGCAUCAUUCUUUGCAUCAGCGUAGCACCGUCUGGAUUUUUCAGAUGUAGGGAUAUUGAGCUCGCUCACUUAGCCAAACUGAUUUAGUGUAAUUAGUAGCUAUUUGGAGACAUAAUUGUGUAUGUAUAACUUAGAUUUAUACGGGCAAGUUUGCAUCAAUAAUAUGUUCAUAUUUAACACAAGCCACCCAGAACCCACUGUGACUCUACUAUAUGAUUUAUCACUGGAGAGCACAGCUUUAAAACAGCUUUCUUCUUUUUUAAUGGCGAUGUAAAUGAUGAGAGAGUGUCAGGUAUGUAUUUUUGAGUCAGUAGAGUCAGCGACUGCGUACUGACCGUCACUGGAACGCCUCGGAGCAGUUGUUAAUGUUCUCUGUGGUCCUUUUUAAUGGUUCCCAAGUGGGUCAUAGUAUCGAAUUUGAAGUCUGUUCCAGUGUGAUUUUCUAUUUUAGCAUUUGUAAGAAAAUACAAAAUACUUGAUAUUUUUACUUCAGAUUUUUAGAAUUUAUUGCUCCUAGAGUCAUAUUGAUCUCUCCCUUUAAAAAGCAAAAUAACAUUUUUUUCCUAAUGGUGGGUACUAGCAAAAGGAUAGUGUGUUAAACCAGGAGUAAAUCAUAACAGAUUAGCAUUUGCUCAUUUUCCCCACGUGCUAGCAACAUUCUCAAAGAAUGUAUGAAGAAAGUCAUGAAUGUAUUAAACAAUACACUGAUACUGUUUGUAUCCAUCUAAAUGUUUCCCGCUGGUUGAAAUAAUAGCAGACCACGCACAGGAUGGAUAUUGGAGCUAAUAUGGCUAAAAUAAAAAGAAAACGUUUUACCAAAGACGAAGAACUGAUACCACAAUGUCUGCAUCUUAUCUUUCAUUUCAGUGCAUAAAUUUAGCAAAUUGAAUGUGCCAGAAACUGAGACCUUCUAAUGUAACUGUAUGCUACCGAGCACCUCUGUGAAGUCUUUUACGUGCAUUUGUAUGGGAGAUGUAAAAUCACAGAAAAUAUCAACAACCUGUUGUGAAUGCCCCACCAGAUGGCAAGAAAUGCAAAGUGUGGCUUUCCCUUAUAAUUAUUUUUUCUUAUCUUGAUGUCAUAUGUGUUUUACCACUCAGUGAUGUUGAAGCUCCCAAAGAAGUCGAUAACGUUGAACUGUUGUACCACUGGCAGGUGUUACUAGCUAGCAUGUGAAUUCAAGACGUACUGGGUUUUACUGUAGAUGUUGUCAUUUUGCAAUAUCUCCUGACACGUCAAAAAUCAGCCCGUUUAUCUUACAUACUGAUGAGUGAAAAAGCCAUUUUCAGCUUUUAAAAUGGCAUUUUCAAAAGUGGGUACAGAAAGAUCCUCGCUGUUUUUUCUCUUAACUUAUGUCUAAUGGCUGUGUACAUUCCUUUGUCUCACUGUUCCCAAUCUUCCAUGAUUUGACUGUAUGCUUUGUGAAGAAAAUAGAGACAUACAAAUAGUGACAUGGGGUCACUAAAAAAAAAAGCUCCUGCAGUGCAUCUGAAGUACAGCCACUUCAUCCAGUCGGUCUGUCCUGUAAAUAAAUUAAAGGUAUAUUAUUUUUAUACAAGAGGAAUGUUGUCUGGUGAUUUCCUGAGUACAGUGACACGAACAGAUUCAUGUUCUUUUUCCUAUAGAGGCUGUAACUAAGAUCCUGCGUAAUCUUAGCAAGUCAGACUGUAGACAUAAACGAAAACUCCCUGCUUUGCUGCAGCCAUUUUUUCUGCCUUUCAGAUGGCUUUUGUGUAGAGGAGCAAACUUGCCCCCUUCAAAAUAGCAGGAAGAUUGCUAGGUGUGAAGAUGUCUGCAAUGUACAUACACUGACUUCCUAUAGACCGGCGUUGCCUUCUGCCUAUCAGGUCAGUACACCCUGCUGAGGCAAGUAUCGUGUCCCUGUCAACAUACAGCUUGAAUGUCUCGCCUCUAACAGCCUGAAAGGAACAUUAAUACACCUCAGCUCUAUAUUGUUCUGCCUUUCCUAGCCUGCACAAAUUAAAACCUUUUCUUAGAAGCUCUGUAGAGGAUGUAAAACGAAACAUCAAAAGGGAGAUCAAGCAUGUUUGUUUUCUGCCUAUUAAGUGCAUUCAGCUGGCUUAGGUAACAGGGUUUGAAAUGAGAAGGAUCCUGACUUACGAAGACAACCACUUUGUUAUACAUUACAGCCACCAAAUGUUUCAUGUUCUAGAAAAUGUUUGCACCUCUUUUUCCUGCCCUCAGAUAUAUAUAGUACAUUUAUACAUUUUUGAGUGUCAUUCAUCUCUGUGAAUUGUUAUUUAUGUAUAGCAGUGGGAAACAGAACUGCAUCCUCAACGCUCUACAAAGGCACACUAAUUUUAUGCUGGAAGGAGCAUUAUUAAUUCUACAGCCCCAGGAGACAGAGAAUAAAGUGUAGGCUCUGUUGGUUAUUUAGCUUUUGUUUCAGCAAUUAAAGGGUUGUGAAACAGCUGGAAAAUGCAAUGUCUGGAGCUUGCCUGUGCUGAGGUAAUGGCAUGGGCUGACAGGUGUUCUCACUUACAGUGCACAGUUCAGUUGAUUGCAUUUGAAAUCCGUGGUAAGGCAAUGGGGCAGGUUCACAUUUAUGGCCUUCCAGAGUAAAUCUAAUUCUGCCAAUGUCACUGCUAAAGCUUCUUCAUCUCUGACGUCGUGGGUUUUUCUUGUGAUUGUUCUGGCCAUUCAGUUGGCACCAAUGCAGGUAUGUUUGCAAGGUUUUUUACCUUGCUAAUAUUCUGGGAAAGAGGAAUGCACUUGGAGUUGUUUAAAUGAGUUGCUGAAAUGACAUGCUUUAGUGCCCUCUUUUAGGGUUGUCCUUGGUAAGGCUGAGAAAAAGAAAUAAGUCCCCAUCCACAAGUCUUUGUUCUUCCUAUCUAAUUUCUUGUCCCAGCAGAAAUCAUGACAAAUACCUAAUGUUUGCAGUGUUACCUCACCGUUACCCUCCCUGUUACAGAAAUUGUUCAUGUUAACUUCCCACCAGUAGGGAUGGUCUUAAUUUCUUAUGGGCUACACGAUGCUCGUGGUCAUCUCUGUGUAAGCACUGCUCUGAGAGGUGGUCUCCUGCAGCAGAAUGCUGGAAGCAAACUCCAAAUCAGCAUCCCCUCAGAUCUGGAAUACUUUCCUUGAGCUUGUCUGAUGAGCAGGGCAUUACCCCCAUGCUGUAUCAUUUCCAUCCAGCAUAUCCCUUUUUGUCAUUUUUCUGAAUGGUGUCUGCUGGUUAUUGAUCGCACCAGGAGAAGCCUGUGGUGUGGGCAGGCUGCUGCUUGCUCUCCUUCCUGAUUCACUCCAUGAUGAGGCUGCAGUCCCCUCUGAGCGUUUUUCUUUUCAUUAAUGGCAAGCUGAAAGGCCCUCGGUUCUUAUGGAAAGAGCUGUAACAGAGAUUAAAUGAAGGUGCUCUGGAGAAUGCUUCCCUGCCCCAAUCUUCCCCCUCACAAGAUAAAUGUGACUAAUUAAAAAAAAAAAAACAACACAAUUUUCAGUUUAAAAAAAAAAAAAGUAAA